CCGUGGAAUGAGCUGCCUGCUGCCCUGUGCCGUGCUGCCACUCAUGGGACUGCUCUUGGCCAGGACCAUGGCCUGGACGUCGAGUGGGAAGACGCACCCAGAGCUGGUCAACAACCUCUACAAAAAAGGAAUCAUUAAAUCCCAGCGAGUCUUUGAUGUGCUGUUGGCUACUGACAGAGGACACUACAUCAAGUAUUUCCCAUACAUGGAUUCUCCUCAGUCUAUUGGAUACAAGGCCACGAUCAGUGCACCACACAUGCAUGCCCACGCACUGGAGCUGCUGAAGGAUCAGCUUGUGGAAGGUGCAAAAGCACUGGAUGUUGGAUCUGGAAGUGGAUACCUUACUGCUUGCUUUGCCAGGAUGAUGGGCCCAACAGGGAAAGCUGUGGGUGUGGAGCACAUCAAAGAGCUGGUCCAUGAAUCCAUCAGAAACGUCCAGGAAGAUGAUCCAACGUUGCUCAGCUCUGGCCGUGUGAAGCUUGUGGUUGGGGAUGGCAGGCAGGGAUACCCUGAGGAGGCUCCAUACGAUGCCAUCCACGUGGGAGCAGCAGCAGCAACUGUCCCCAAGGAGCUGCUGGAGGAGCUGAAGCCGGGGGGCCGGCUGAUCCUGCCCGUGGGGCCCGAGGGUGCCAACCAGGUGCUGAUGCAGUACGACAAGACCCACGAGGGGCAGAUCGUGGAGACGCAGCUGAUGGGCGUCAUCUACGUCCCCCUGACUGACAGGGAGAAGCAGUGGCCUCGGUAACAACCUGCUGCCCCUCGAGGAGCCUCCCUCCCUGCCUUGCAGCUGCCCCUGUGAGCUUGCUCUCCUUGCCUGCUGGCUGUACUGACAGGGUCCU
This is a messenger RNA of Chaetura pelagica (chimney swift), 839 nucleotides long. RefSeq names its product protein-L-isoaspartate(D-aspartate) O-methyltransferase-like. Gene Ontology annotation, molecular function: protein-L-isoaspartate (D-aspartate) O-methyltransferase activity. NCBI's taxonomy places the organism in Eukaryota, Metazoa, Chordata, Aves, Apodiformes, Apodidae. Gene Ontology annotation, biological process: protein modification process. The record is from RefSeq and is a predicted model, not a curated record. Gene Ontology annotation, cellular component: cytoplasm. The coding region runs from base 8 to 745 and encodes 245 amino acids. The transcript has 7 exons.